AUGCCGACGAAACGCAGGAACGCCGGCCGCUCCAAACACGGCAGAGGCCAUGUCAACCCCGUCAGGUGCAGCAACUGCGGCCGCUCGUGCCCCAAGGACAAAGCCAUCAAGCGCUUCAGUGUCCGCAACAUAGUUGACGCUUCUUCCCAGAGAGAUCUCAGGGAGGCCUCCGCCUACCACACCUACAACUUGCCCAAGCUGUACAUCAAGCACUGCUACUGCAUCUCCUGCGCCAUCCACUCGCGAGUGGUGCGCGUGCGCUCGCGGGAAAGACGCAGAGUCCGGACGAACCCGCAGGCCCGCGUGCACGGGGGCAACGUGGGUGGCGGCCGCAACUGA
Molecule: messenger RNA, 339 nt
Organism: Eimeria necatrix
Lineage: Eukaryota; Apicomplexa; Conoidasida; Eucoccidiorida; Eimeriidae
Product: 40S ribosomal protein S26, putative
Exons: 2
Coding region: 1-339 (112 amino acids)
Biological process (GO): translation
Cellular component (GO): cytosolic small ribosomal subunit; ribosome
Molecular function (GO): structural constituent of ribosome; mRNA binding
Source: RefSeq, a predicted model, not a curated record